AUGGAGUUAAUAAAAAAGAAUAGAUUCUUGUUACGUCCUCGAGCAGCGAAAAAACGGGGUAAUCCGAUUUUCGUUUCUUCGCAACCAACACCUAAAAGCGAAUCUGUACCACUUGAACCCAAACCUUUAACUCGUGUUAAUGAAGUAAUUAUACCAGAACAAAGUUACUCGUCCAUAGAAAUUCCGACUGCAAUAACAAAUAAGCAAAAUAAUACACCAGAAACACCUUCCGAUUUUUCCGAACCAGGUACAUAUCAUCCUCAAUUCAAACGACAACGAACGAAUGAAGAUAUCUUGCAUGAUGAAUAUGACGAGCAAGAAUCUUUUGUUGCGUCUCUUCCUUUAUUUGCAAUCGAGAGACGAUUCGACUUUGGUUUAAAUUGUGACAAUAAUAUUUGUUGCCCCUGUACGAUGGCUGUAACUGGCGAAAUUCAUCCUAAAAAAAUUUCGCUAUCAGUUGCCAACCCUUCUUCAGAUAUUGGUAGUGGACGUUAUGGUGGAAUGUCGCUCGAUGAGACAUUCAAUAACAAAUGGAGACUUGGAAAUAUCUCUCAAGAAACCUCUUCUGAAGUUGCAAACUCGUCGUCCGAUAUGAGACCAUGCGAAGAUGAAUUGCGAGUCGAGCAAUCUAGUAAUGUCGCCGAGAAUGAUGAAAGACGCGAGAGAGAAAAAAGAGCUUGCAGGUCGGUCUUCGAUCUUGUGCGUUUGAUGGAGCUAAGUCGUGUCGGCUUGGCGAAGCCUCCGAAGAAUCCAGUCAAUCAUGUUCAACUUAUAGAAGAAAUCCGAAAAUGUACGGCGAAUUUGCGUAAUAAACCAUUCUCGAAUGAUGAAAACGCUGCACAAACCUCACUCGCUUUCGAAACGUUUCCCGCAAUAAAUCAAGAAGCUAUUACCGUUGAAGAUUUCGAACCGACUUCAAUUGAAGAUUCGUGUUCCACUGUAGAAUAUAACGAAGAAGCUUCUUCUGUAGAUACCACUUUUGAAGAAGUUGACAGUACUUCUCUAGUGCGUAAAGACAACGUUAAUGAUACCUCUUAUGAGCGGCCUAUAUUAAAGAGGAGAGUAAAGCAACCCAAUUCCUGGCAAGACAUCAAUGAAAAAUCAAGAGAAAAAGAAAGUGUGUCUUUUAAAGAUAGAUUGAAUCCUAUAGCAGCAGCUGAAUACGACAAAAUGGAUGUCAUAGAGCUUGACAUAUAUGAUGAAUUACCAAAUCAAUUGAGGUCUGAUGUGCCUAAAGAAUUUACUCGUCGUUGGUCCACCCAAGACACAGAAAAAUUUUAUAAAUGCAUUGCGCUUUUAGGGUUGGACUUUGGUAGAAUUGCGACGGUGAUGAGAAGAACACAAAAACAAAUCACGAACAAAUUUAAGACCGAACAAAAGAAAAAUAAUAAACGCCUCCACAACGCAUUGAUUCGACAAGGAGAAUUCUUCGAAUAUAGAAAAAAAUAUAGAUUUUAA
Molecule: messenger RNA, 1458 nt
Organism: Rhizophagus irregularis DAOM 181602=DAOM 197198
Lineage: Eukaryota; Fungi; Glomeromycota; Glomeromycetes; Glomerales; Glomeraceae
Source: RefSeq, a predicted model, not a curated record